GUCAAAGAUAAGCCCUAUUUAAACUUGACAUGCUAGCCAACAUCACAGUACACUGACUGGAUGUAGAGCCUUCUUCACCUGUAACCUCCUCUCUUGCAUUAGCAUCUGUUCCUUUAGGUUGUAGCUAUCUCAUAUGAUUAUUUAUUGAAGUAUUAACCCUCAAAAUGAAGCUGCAAACCUGCCAAAAGUAAUGACUACAACAUUACUACUGGUUUAACCACACAACUAAGUCCUUGUCCUUUCUUUCUGCACAGUGCAUAAAGCCUAAACCCCUGUCAUAGUGUCACUCAUGAUGUACAGCUUCAUGGGAGGGGGCCUAUUUUGUGCCAUUGUGGGGAACAUCCUGCUGGUGGUCUCCACAGCCACAGACUACUGGAUGCAGUACCGUCUUUCCGGCAGCUUUGCCCAUCAGGGCCUGUGGAGGUACUGCAUGUCUGGCAAGUGCUACAUGCAGACUGACAGCAUCGCCUAUUGGAAUGCCACUCGUGCCUUCAUGAUCCUCUCUGCCAUGUCAUGCUUUGCUGGCAUCAUCGCAGGAAUCCUCUCCUUCGCUCACUUCUCUGCCUUUGAGAGGUUUAAUCGCUCUUUUGCUGCUGGGAUCAUGUUCUUCGUUUCAACUCUCUUUGUUCUGCUUGCAAUGGCCAUUUACACCGGGGUGACUGUGAACUUCCUGGGCAAGCGCUUUGGAGACUGGCGCUUCUCUUGGUCCUACAUACUAGGCUGGGUGGCACUGCUCAUGACUUUCUUUGCAGGUAUAUUCUACAUGUGUGCCUACAGAAUGCAUGAGUGCAGAAGAGUGGCGGGCCCUCGUUAAAGUUAACAGGACAAAAUGCAAGGCUGCAAAGGAAAUCAAUCUCUGUUCAAAGCUUACAACUUGUUGUAAAAUAAUAAA
Notolabrus celidotus (New Zealand spotty) is the source of this 892-nucleotide messenger RNA. It is a transcript of the gene lim2.5, whose product is annotated as lens intrinsic membrane protein 2.5. The coding region runs from base 290 to 814 and encodes 174 amino acids. Gene Ontology annotation, molecular function: structural constituent of eye lens. The transcript has 4 exons. Gene Ontology annotation, cellular component: plasma membrane. The record is from RefSeq and is a predicted model, not a curated record. NCBI's taxonomy places the organism in Eukaryota, Metazoa, Chordata, Actinopteri, Labriformes, Labridae.